GCUCCGGCACUGAUGAUUCUUGCAUGAUUACGGCGUUGUGUAGGGCAGGUGUAGGGAAGCUCAGAUUUCCAUGAACCCUCGGCAUUUUCCUGCAUUUGCAUUUUCCUGUGAGCGGCCCCAGUCAGAAAGCCAAGUCCGCGCUCGUAGUGCAUUCGGUCCGCGAAGUCUAGUGCGUUCUCCGCGGGUUGUGAGUGAGUCGCGUCCGCGUUUCCCGUUCCGGUGAGUGUCCCGUAUCCGCUCGUUGGUCCGUUCGCGUUUCCGCAUCCGCCCGGGCGCAUGCAUCGCGCAAUCCUCAGUAAAUCAGACAGAAUCGCACGACGGGACCGGAGUCCGCCAGCGAACUGUGCGGCAAGCAGUGCGGCCCAGUUUCAGUGAAGGAGGCUGUGGUCCUGCAUCACGUCCUUGUGUGCGAUGGGAAUGAUGCUGGCAAUGUCCUGGGCCGCGUGUGGAGUUGGAGUGAAAUGUUGACAAAAAGGCUGUGAUGUGCAAGGCUCCGAAGACUGGAGUGAACGUGCGACGUGUUAAUUAGAGGCUCGAAGGGACUACAGGACGGGCAUCCCACCAGGACAUUUAGGUGUGUACGUCCGUGACGCAUUGCUCGUUGUGGUUUUCAGUGACCUGCGAGGUAGCUGGACUAGUUUUCGUUCGUAGCAAUCAAGUGAACCCGCAGACGAACUAUCUCCCCCUUGACAUCGCCGGAGGUCCCGCCAAAAAAUCUCGCCUCACUACAGAAGGAAGGACGUCGCAUCUCCAUCCUUGUGCGACCGUACUCAGGAGUGUCCUGCAAAACAUCUGAAUGGACCACGUCCCGGCCUCUGUUAAACAAAGUUUAAAAAAUUCUAUUAACCACGGAGUUGCCUCCUGGCUCGACCGCGCGCGUUCAACUGCAUGAUUUAUGGGAAUCCCCUGUGUGUGGUAAAGCAACCACUUCGCCACCACAUUGCUGGCAAAAACGGGAGCAAAUCCGAAAAAAACAACAACGCCGGAGCCGCACUCGAGCAGGCAGGCCAGGGAGCGUUCGAGGAAAGGUCGGCUAACAACAGUGAAGAACUCGGUAAGGAGCCCCCGAGGACCCGAGAGCAAUGGAAAAAGUUUGAAACGGACUGAUUUUAAGAUGUUCUAAGGAUGAAUUAUGUUCUUUUUCAUAACGGGGCUAUCAAAUCGAAAGUUAUAUAACGGCAUCUAGAGAAGAAAGCAGGGAAAGUCAAGUCGCAGAUAGGACGCUCGGACACUGGCAGGGACGGUGACGAGAGAAACGGAAACGGUUACCAUUGAUGUAAGGCUCUAACUGUGACGCAAAACUUAAAAACUGACUUCGUCCUCGAACUUUUACUUAAGGACGAUUUCUAUAGCUACAGCUCGCCAGGAGAGAACCAUCCAAAAUGCUUGGCAAUCUCCCAGUGCGAACACGUAAAAAACGAUAAUCUGCAUCCAGGAAAGCAUGGGCUAGUCGAGAUCAAGGACUAUGCAGAGCAUCCUUGAAAGUUUUACACGAUCUGCUUAUUUUAGUUCAUCCCCAUCACUUAUUUCAUGUUUAUAUGCUUCCAAUUCUUCCAUCAAACGGGUCCUUGUUGACUGGUGUGCAAAGAGCGAGGUCCUAGACGUAUCCUGAGAUCCCAGCCAAAAAGCAAAGUCAAGUUCGUACCUCCCGAGUGCGUAGUACCGACAUUAGUGCUGUCUGUGGUGGUCGCAAAUGAAGUGCAUCCUCCGAGUGAUACGUGAGUCCAAGAAAUUCGAGAAGCUGAGAACGCGUUCCGCACUAUCACUAUAGACGUCGUUGCGUUAUUCCUUGUCCGUUUAUCAGUUUCCGUGAAUAUUUAAUCGUUAUCCGUUCUCGUUGAAAGGGGCUUGGGUCACUUCCAGAAACUCUUUGUUGUCCCAGUUGUUGUGUUUGUUAGUUGGAGUUUAAAAAUUCGCAAGUACUCACUUGUGCGUGUGUAAAUGAUCCAUAACGGCACGGCAUUUCGAAUUAUCAGCUUUAUCCCGGAUUGCAAUGCUGGCGACGAGCAAAAAAUGAGGAUUUUCCCGAUAUCCUGCCAACAAUUCCUCUCGUCCUCAAUGACUUUCGCGCGCCAUAUCAGCGAUUCCCAUUCGUUAUUUUGAGUAAUUAUUGUCAGCGCAUUAUUGUCAUUAUUCUGAUUGUUGUGAUUUAAUACGUCGGUGGACGUCCUGCCGUUUUUUUCCUGGCUCGUCCGCGACUCAUAUCGGUGCCAAUGGUAUCUGGAUGACAAAGAGCCGCUUCGGAUUCCGUGAAAAGAAUGAAAGAGCUCUGGUGAGACAACACAUCAAUUUUUUUGUUGAGUUUUUGGUGGAAAUUUCGUAAAUUCCUGCGAAAAGUGUUUUUGAAUUGUGGGUUCCGCUCACUCCCUGCUUGAAGCCAAAAUAAAAUGAAUGCUUGUUGCACUCUGAGUGGGAUGAGAUGAAAGAACGCGGCGAAUGAAAGCCGAGAAAUUUUUUGUGAAACGUGCGUGCAUUAAACACGAUUAUAAUAGUUACAGUUACGGGGAUAAUAGGAAACAGAUCAAAAUGGAAUUACUACCGAAGCGUUCCAACUCAUGGAUUAACAUCUUUUUCUACAUUUACGUAACGACUGGAAUAUUCAUAUCAUCGUGCCACGGGCAACAACAAAAAUUCCGAAUAUCUCCACAUGAUCUUCAGGUCCUGGAAGGAUCUGAAGCAUUGAUGAGGUGCGAGGUGUCGAAUCAAGCUGGACAGGUUCAAUGGACGAAAGAUGGCUUUGCCUUAGGAUUUUCUGCUGUCAUUCCCGGUUUCCCGCGGUACUCCGUAUUAGGCGAUCGAGCGCAAGGUGUUUAUAACUUGCGAAUAUCGAACGCGUCUAUAGAAGAUGAUGCCGAAUAUCAGUGUCAAGUUGGUCCGGCAAAAUUUAAUUCAGCGAUACGAGCAAACGCGAAACUCACGGUCAUAUCGCCACCAUCUUCAAUUGAAAUCCAAGGAUACACACACAACUCAAAAGUGGAAGUGAGAGAAAAUCAGAACCUUACAUUAACCUGUAUUGUAUCGGAUGCAAAACCAGCAGCUCAGAUACAAUGGUUCCGAGGAAAUGUGGAGUAUAAACCAGAAAACCGGGAAAACAAGGUCGAAGAAACACAAGGAAAACGCUUUACAACGACAUCACGUCUGCAGCUGAAACCGUCCGCCGAGGAUGACUACACUGAGUAUACGUGCCAGGCGAAGCACAAGGCCUUACAGCCCGAUAUGCCAAUGCGCGCAACUGUACAAUUGUCAGUUCUAUAUCCGCCAGGACCACCGUACAUCGAAGGAUAUACUCAAGGUGAAACUUUGAGACGUGGCCAGACCAUUGAACUGAUGUGCCGAAGUCGUGGUGGGAACCCUCCAGCUCAAUUAAUUUGGUAUAAAAAUGGAGCCCAGGUUCGAAUGGCGUACAGGACUGCCGGUCGACUUUCCGAGAAUAUUUAUACUUUCACAGCAGAGUCAAGUGACGACAAAGCGAAAUUCCGGUGUGAAGCGAGCAACAUUAUGUCCCAGACGCCGUUGAAAGCGGAGGUGGAAUUGAGUGUGUUGUUUGCUCCGACACAUGUCUCCAUAUCAGGACCAUCGGAGGCCCGAGUGGGGGAUCCAGUGCCUCUUACGUGCACAACAGCACCAUCAAAUCCACCAGCUGAAAUUAAAUGGAUGGUUGGAGGUCGACAAAUAAGAAAUGCUACGUCAAGGACUGUGCCAAGUCCGGAAGGUGGAUGGAUAACGUCAUCGAAUUACACGGCCAUAGUUGAACCUAAUAAGCGGUCACUCGUUGUAAUUUGCCACGGACUUAACAUGCAACUGACGGAGAAUGUUGUGUCAACACACACCGUGAACGUAUUGUAUCCGCCAUCAACACCCAUCAUUUCUGGAUACGUCGAGAAAUCAAUCAUCCCAGCGGGUUCUAUACAGAAGUUGAUGUGCAUUUCCUCGGGCGGGAAUCCACUGGCAACGCUUACGUGGUACAAAAACGAUAAAAAGAUAAAUUCAGUGCAGAAAGUCAGCGAUAAAUCGGUUUCAGCUGAAUUAACGAUCCUGGCAAAUGUCACAGACAAUCAGGCUCAGUAUCGUUGCGAGGCUCACAACAGCGCCACGGAAAUUCCGCUGUUCGAAACGAAGACUUUAAGCGUUCACUUUGCGCCCGAAACUGUGAAAAUUCGCGUUGAACCGGACGAGUUGAAACAUGGCGUUGAAGCGACACUCAUCUGCGACUCGAGUUCAAGCAAUCCCCCGUCGAAAGUUUCGUGGUGGAAGGAUGGCAUUCCAGUAGAAGGAAUAAAUAAUUCAUCAAAGCCUGGGCUCUGGGGAGGAACCGUUUCUACUUUGGAGCUUAAAGUGAACAUCACCCAAGACAUGAAUGGUGUCGUCUACACAUGCCAAAGUUCGAAUGAGGCGCUACAACGUAGCGUUCAUGAAGCAAUUACACUGGAAGUUCUAUAUCCACCUAAAUUCGUUCCACCGCCGUCAUCAACUGUCGUCGGAGUUGAAGGAGAGCCUCUGCAAGUUGUUCUCAUGGCGAAUGCAAAUCCAAUGUCAAUCACAUACACUUGGACCAAGGAUGGAAUCCCCAUAACUAUGAAUGAACCAGAACGUGUAGUGAGCGACGGGCCUGUCUUGAACAUCACCAAGUUGGCACGCAACGAUGGAGGAAUUUAUACUUGCGAAGCUGUGAAUUCUCAAGGAGUGGCCACAAUUAAUAUUACUGUCAUGGUUGAAUAUGGUACUGCUAUCAAGUCAGUUUCUGAGAAUGUUAUAGUUAACCCUGGUGACGAGGCCACUCUUUCAUGCACAGUGGAAGGUAAGCCUCUAACAGAAGAACAUGUACGAUGGGAGCGACCAGGAUAUGAUAUGUCGGAAAAAACAAAAACAACAUUUGCGAAUGGAACAUCCUUUUUACAUUUUAAAAAUGCUCGCCGCGAGGACGUCGGCAAUUUCCGUUGUGUUGCCGAUAAUCGAGUAGCGAAUCCGACCAGCCGUGAUGUCCUGCUAAUAGUGAAGUUUGCACCGGAAAUCAACAAAUCACCCACAAUGCUUCGUGCUGCUAGCGGGACGGGUGAACGCGGUAGGCUGCCGUGUCGUGCUCAGGCUGCACCACAACCGAAAUUCCAUUGGACACAUGGUGGUCAGCCUUUGAAUGUCAAUCGGACAUACAAAUAUGGCAUGGAAGUCCGGCAAAUUGAUCAGCUCACAUACGAGUCGACUCUUAUCAUCGAAAAAGUUGCACCCGCCGAUUAUGGAGUGUACGAAUGUGUCGCAGAAAAUCCUUUGGGAAAAACGAAAGCGGAAGUUCGCCUAGAUAUCACGUCACCACCGGAUAUGCCGCUUAACCUUAACGUUUUGAAUGUUACCCAUGAUAGUGUUACAGUUGCCUGGACCCCUGGUUUUGAUGGUGGUAUGAAGCCAUCAUAUCGAGUCCGAUAUAGAGAGGCAUCCAGCGAGCACUACAAGUACCAGGAUAGCGGCAAUACACAACAGAACAAAAUGACUAUCACAGGACUGCGGAUGAAUACGCUGUAUCUUUUCUCGGUGAUGGCAAUGAAUGCUUUGGGUAGCAGCAAGUAUUUGCCAGAUUUGCAACGCGCUAUGACAAAAGAAGCUCCACCGCCUUCACAGCCGGCAUCGUCCCUAGGUGGUCCGCCAACGACAUCUGCAACUCCAAUUGGUGGCACAUCGGGAAUGCUGCUUUUAGUGGGGGUGGCAUCCGGCACAACGAUUGUCCUUUUAAACGUUCUAUUGAUUGGAUGCUGCCUACACAGACGCAAUCAGAAUCGAAUUAAACGAGGAUCUGAACCGUCGCCAGCUGAACUUUUGGAAAAGUCCGAAAUGCCAAAUUUGGUCAUAAUUGGAAUUGCAUUGGCUGCUUUAGGUCUUUUAUUGGUGAACGCAGCGUUAGUUGCAUGGUUUGUGAUAAAGAAGCGUAACAAAGCUUCCAAUCAGAAUAGCAAAACAGCGACCAUCGAAAUGUAUGCGCCCAGCUCCUAUAAUGAUACAGUGACCGGUGAAACGUUAUCGAGUGUUUCAGAAAAAAGCGAUUCGUACUCCAAUGAGGGAAGUCAACCGGACUACAUGGAUGAAACCCGUAAGAAAGCUGCCUCAACAUAUUUGGUCGAAAACACAGACAUCCCGCCGCCACGUUAUCAAAAAGAUGGAACGCUGCCUUCUUUAAUGCCCAACAACACCGCAAACUCAGUGAAUACACGAACGCUGCCGCAUCCGCGCCACAACAACAACACAACACUAAUGGAUCAUCGCUCCCGCGAUGAUCAAAUAUUAAUGACAAAAGGAACGUAUAUUCCGUCCCCAUCACCAGCACCACCACUGGAUGGUUCCUACUACAAUAUGAAUAGUGAUCGAUAUUUAUCGUAUCCACCAAUGGAUUACCCGCCAAUGGAAUUUAGCACACCGCCUUUGCCUCUUACGCACAUGCAACCCAAUCAAACCAUGAUUGGUGGUGGUAGCGGUGGUGGAGGCACCCUCCGUCGCGGUGCAAUUGGCAUGCGGGCAAUGGUACCGCCACCCGACGUUACGCAUCAUACGACAAAAAUUCCACACGAUAUACAUCCGAAUAGUACGACAGCUUCGACGCAAACCAAUGGAUCGACGCUCCAAACUACUGCGCAUCAACUUAGUAAUUUAAGUAAUUUGUCACAGGUAUCGUCACAUCAGACAUCGACACCGAAACAGCCGCAGGGCAUUCUUAAGGAUCCGAAGAGGAACCAGCAACAGCCUCCCCUGAAUACUAUGCAAAUUCUAAAUGUUCAAAAUGCACCGAACAUAGGUAAUAGUUUACUGAUUGGCAACUACGAUCCCAACACACACAACCUGAGUACAUUUAACGCCACAAUGGGCUAUUCAGACGCGGACGGACAUCUGGUGUAGUCGUCACCGGUGAACUUCGUCUACGUUGACUUGCUACUGUGUCUCGUGCCUGGACAACACCCCCCUGUAGAAACAUGACGCCUGACAAUAAAGUCGACUGCUAUCGAAAGGAUGCACACAAUCAGAACGAAACCAUUAACAACGAAAGGAUAAGCAACUUGUAAUUGAAUCUACCUUCCGCUAGCCGAGUCCAUUCCGUCGACUGAUUCAGGCCAGAUACCUUGAGCAACGCACUACCUGACCAGCGGUAGCUUGGUUGGAAGGAUUCUACGCUCAAUUGACUUCUUCCAGUAGCACACGGCACACCCUUUCUACGGUGGAGAACACAUCGCACAACCGAACAAUUAUUACAAUACACCAAUGUCUUCUGGGGGUAACCAAAAUGAUGUUCAUUUCCUGAGUCUCCAUUUCAUAUGCCCCGAGAAAAGGAUACUUGCGGAGUCUCGGAAUACCAAGGAGAAGCCAGGGAGCGGUACAAUCAAUUCAACUUAGCAUUGAAUCAAACAUAUUAUUACAGGAGUGCCGUAUACGCUGUCGACGAAGGGCAUAUAUACGUACAUUAUUCCCCAGAAAUCCAGGCCAGACACACUUUUCCUAGGACACGUACAAAUACAGGGUGUUAGGUCUUUUCGACCCACGGUACGAUAAUACAGUAGCAAGAGUGAAUUUGUGUAAAAACGAGCAUGUAAGGGAUGUACUGUGUGUGUGGUAUUCUCCGUUGUUGAGAGAACUGCCUUCGUAGUGAAAAUAUAUAAAUAAUUAUUAAAAAUAUGAAAACAAUACACAAAAAAUAAUAAAUUAAACAAAUGAAUGAUAACUGAAUGUGAAAACUCUCUAAUUAUAUAUAUACAUAUGUUAUUUAGAUAUUAUAUUUAAGAUGUUGUUAUAUAUACAUUUUACACAAUAUUAAGUUAAUAUUUUUCCCUAUUUAGUCCUCUCAUUCUCUAAUGUCUGUGUCGUUGUAAAUGUUGAAACCUCACUUAAAGAGCAACCACCAAGCAAGGCUUCACGAAGCUUUCCGUUUGUUUUAACGUUCCAAUAUUUUAACUUCACGUCUCUGUUGAAAGGUUUUCUUGAAGUUUGUUAAAGUCUAUGAAAAUUGCGUGAACACUAUUUUAAAAAUGGAAAAGGAAAUAAGACAAUGAUCUCAUAUAGUCAAAACAGUAAUGGAAAAUGUUUUAAUGCAGAACGAUGGCAAGGCCUGGGGGUUGUGUUUGUGCGUCGGAUGGAACACACCGAGUUCAUAAAAAUUAAUUUAUUUUGCUGUGGGUAGAGAAAAAGCCGCAGUAUGAAAGGAAGCCGCCCUAAAGGGUUAAAUAGUAUAGCGGAAGUUGGGUAAACGUUGAUCCUUUGCCCUAAUUUUUUGGUUCGCUUAACUGUCACCACAAUGGUCUUCACCAGUUUUAAGUAAAUAUAACUGAACUAAAGUUCGGGAUGUCUUCACUAUUUGAUGUAUGUGUGUAUUUUUGCCUUGCAGUGUAUCCUCUUGCCCUGCUUUCUGCAAACACCAAAAAAAUGUUGCGAGGAUUCGUCUGAAGAAAAAGGGACAUGUAACUUGUAGAAGUAAUCUCAAGUGCCUCAAAACUGAAUUGUGCAAAGAAUACAGAACUAGAGUCGAUUAUUCCUCCUCCACACCGUACAGCUAUCUAGUCUACAUCGACACGAAACUCUCGAGAUGUCCUUGGCUGCCUUGCCGGAUCAAAGUCAGGCAGCCAGUUGUAAUUUCGAUUCUUCUCUAUUUGGAGGAAAAAGAAUCUGAGAAGUCAAUAUAAAGUUCUGUUCCUGUCAUUCAUCCAUUUACAAUCCUACGAGAGCCUUGCCAGGAUACUUAUGUAGUCCGGCGGCUGCCUUUAAUCGGUCUAAGGCCCGGCAAGGAAUGAAAAGGGCGAUGAGUCACCCCUGGGAAAAGGAAUCAACAUGGAUCGUGGUAAAUACUACAGCUCUCGUCAACACGUACCUCUCAAGAGACUCCCAUCUUACGAGCAGAUACCCCCGCUGAAACCUAAGAAGUGGAUGAAGAAAAUGCAACGAUUCAAAGAGCAAACAAUGCAUGAUGUUCAAAAUUGAAGGGAAUUUCGUUCGCUGUUCAUCUUAUCUUUGCUUCUUUGUCUAUUUUCCAUCUUAGUUUUGUCACUUUUCUCUGUUGGGUAGAUUUUCCAACUUUACUAUUUUACUGUCUAAAACUGGCAGAAGACAUUUGUUAUCCACAGAAUUAAAUGUUCUUUUCUUUAGUUUAGAUAGCGUUCUGAAGUCGUCCAGACUACGUUUUCUUGCUCCUCGGAGUUUUACACAGAAUAGUCUCAAGCCCACCGACACCAACGGAAUUGUAUUCGCAAAAAGAUGGAGCUACGUCUUGGGAAUCAAAAUAUAUCUUAUAUAUUGGAGUCAGAGAUGGUAAUGUGAAAAAUAUUGCCUUCCCCAUUCCUCAUUACUUCGUGGAAAGAAAUAUAUAACGAGAAAUAAAAUAAGGAAGGACAAGUUCCGAGCGACAGAAUCGAUGAAAUUCUGCCAAACUGAAUUAUCGCGAAGGCAGCCAGAUGUUUAUUAAAUCCUACAGAAAUGUGAAAACGGGGAUCAAAUGUUGGUAGCAAAGACGAAUGAAAAACAACAAGCCAACAGGACUUGUCUAACUUGUCUAUUUUCGUAACAAUCAACAACGACUAUUCCGACUCCUACAAAUAACAAAGGAAACCAUAUACACUGAACUUUGCGGAUAUUUUCAGCAAUGUGUCUUUAAUAGAACGCAAUAUAAUACAUUUAUAAAUGUGGACAUAUCUUUUUGCCUAUUUAUUAAGUCUUUAAUGACCAUCAGACACAUCUUUCUUGGCUCCCUUGUUAAGUUGCGAUAAAAAAUUCAAAAAAGUAUGAAGCGUCCUUUUAAUGGAGUAUCUCUAGGCAGAGCAAAAUGUCAAUCUCCAGUCCUCCAUCAAACCUAUAAUUCGAUACAACUGAAACGUAUUAUCGACAAAGAUACAGGUAAAUAAGCUCAAACUUGGUUUUUGAAUUUCCCCAUUGUUCCGCAAAGAAAAUGAUAAGUGGUAUGAAAAGGCGUUAGGUUUUCAUAGUAGCAUUUUAGAACUUUAUGUGUUUUAUGUUUUGCACGUUUGUUCACAGCAAUAAAAAAGGCUGACUUAGCUUUAAAUGAUGACAUUUUGGUAGAAAUUUUGCCUCUCCCUAAUGAACUCAUAGACAUCAUUUUUGCGUGAAUGAUGAUGAAGAAUUUCUGUUCCAGCUUGCUCUCUCCCACUUUCGGCUUUUGCAUUGACAGCAUUGACUUUGAUAGGGGGACAUUUAUUUCCAAUCCCCGUAACAAAUCGCGACAACUCUCGACGGCUUACUCCAAACUCUCACGAAAAGGAAUCGGUGAGGGUCUCGUUUCUGCUGCGCUAUUAUUUCUUGUAAUAUUGGGAGCCACGAUGUCAAUAUUUCCCAAUACUGAGGCAUCGCAGUCGCUGUUUAUCGGCGGCUGGGAGCCUUCUUGGUCUCUCCCAAAAACCCCCUGUACUGAGCCCUGCAUUACAAAAUAACGCCCUUUCUCAUUCUCCAUAUCUAGUUCAUUUCCUGGGUAUCCUUCCGAUAAUCAAUUUUUAUUCACGGAGGUGGGCGUAGGAUCCCAUUUACCCUACUUGUGCAUGAAUAUUUCCUUAUCCGCAAGGGUCGCAACUGAUUGAAAUUUGACAACCGCCCCCGGUCCUGAUUGGGGUUCAACACCUUUAAUUGCUACUACUGCUUUUAAAUUGCAUUUGGAGGUUAACUAACAUUUACAUAACCGUGUCGGGAUUUUUGCAACUGAUCUCCGCAGUUUUUAUUUUUGUUUUGAACGCAGAUCGGAUACUGACAUGAUUAAGGGGGUUUUGAUUGGCGUCGUCGCUAAAUAUCGGCAUACUUCGACUUUUCAAGUAUUUCUCUUGGGCAGUUUGAGCUGAUUAAGACUGAGGUAGCGGCGCAUUUGUUGAAACGGCAAACAUAUUUAGAUGCGUAGUGGGCAUUUCAACAUAGAGAAAUUUGAAUAUAAAUGGUAAAUGGUAAAUUUCCGUCGCCACGAACACAACUUUUCCCUUUGGUUGGGCCAGAAGUUCUGCGAGGCACUAAAACAAAUUUUUUAACAACAUUCGAAACUAGCAAACCCAAAGUUAAUUUCAUAAAACGAAAUCGAAGUAUUUAAUUCAAUUUAUAAGAAUGAGCUAACCUUUAAUGCAUGUGAUUUAUGAAAUUGUAACAAAAAAUUAUAAUAUGAAAAUUGAAAAAAACCUGAAAAAAAUUCAAAAAUAUUAUCGUAAGAUAUUGUAAAUAUUGAAUAUAGAAGAAAUAUUUAAAUUUAUUAAUAGAUUUUUUAUAAGUUAACACUUAAACAAUUACAUAAAUGGAAGGAAAACUAAAAAAAUAUUCUUAAAAAAAUAUAUUACUGUGAAUAAAGCGGGCAGAUUCGAAACUAGUUAACGAAAAAUUAAUUGAGAAAGAGUUCUAGCCAGAAGAAAACAGAAGAAGGACGAACUGGGCAGAAACUAUGAUCCGAGAAUCCAAAUGAUUUAUUUCUUUUAUUGUUUCAUGUAAUGUAAAAGCUGACUCUGUCAUUCUAUUCAUAGCUGAAGUUUACCAAUUUUCUGGAAUAAUGAUUGAUAUUCUAUGACAAUUGUGAGAUGACUUACUAUUCAAGAAAACAAUAAAAAAAAUCUUCAAUGUGUAAAGGUCUAAAGAGAAUUUUCCAAGAGUUUAACGAAAUGAAAACCCAAAUCUGAUGUUGACGAUACUCAUCUAUAUAUGAAAAUAAUGGAUAGGAACGUAGUUAGAGCUCAUACAAAAUUUAGAAGAACUAUUUCGAAUAACUAAUUAUCGCAUUCACGUCUUAUUGUCACAAAUUUAAUAAAUGUUUUUCUUUUUACAUGAAAUACAAUAAAUAUUCUUUUAAAUUUUGUAUUUGUAUAGAACCUCCUCUUCAAACCUCUCAUGAACAUAGAAAACAGUUUACAUACAACUAGCAGGUCGGCUAUUUAAUAAAAUAAGACUGAUUUCCGUAUGUCGCCUGAUUAGUGUUGUAUUCCCUCCAGCUUCAACACCUCAUUUGAAUUCUCCUUCCCCCGCACAGGUAAAACGCAUCCCCAACAUUUUUCCGAAUUCCCAGCUGUAAGGAGUAGUAACUGAAUCCCAUUUUUACAAGCAAACGGAUAAUAAUUUUUCCAGGAAUCACAAAUGGUGGAGAUGUAAGGGACGCCUAAAUGAAUAAACUAAUAAUUGUAUAAAUUUUAAAGUAUAUGAAACAAAAUGAAUUUAAUAUGGAGAUAAGACAAACUAAAACAAAAUUGAGCCAAGCCAAUAUUAAAUCCGAACAAUCGAAUUCAAACUUCGAAAUAUAUAAAAGAACAUUUAAAAUGAAAUAUUAUAUUAUGAUUACUAAUAAAUUAAAAUAAUGUAAUUAAAACGUCUCAAUUAUACACAAAUGGAAGAAUUACAUAUACUUAACGAAGAAAAGUGGAUGAAGGAAAGCAAGCAGAGAACAAGCUAUGAAUUAUGUAAGAUAAAGACAGGAAGUACAUUUUAUAUAUUACAAACCCAGGACAACACAUUAUUUAAUAAACGGCAAAAUUGAAAUUUGAAAAAUUUCAUAUAUGUAUAAAACACAAAAUC
Molecule: messenger RNA, 12504 nt
Organism: Hermetia illucens (black soldier fly)
Lineage: Eukaryota; Metazoa; Arthropoda; Insecta; Diptera; Stratiomyidae
Gene: sns
Product: nephrin
Exons: 22
Coding region: 2437-6879 (1480 amino acids)
Biological process (GO): cell-cell adhesion
Cellular component (GO): cell-cell junction
Molecular function (GO): cell adhesion molecule binding
Source: RefSeq, a predicted model, not a curated record